GCCGCGGGGCCUGCGGCAGCACAUGGAGCGGCACGUCCCCGUCCACGCGCUGCCCGAGGAGAUCCGCAAGAUGUCCCGGGAUGAGACGGUGUGUAAAUACUGCGGGGUCAGCUACCUGAUCCUCCACGAGUUUAAGGUGAUGGAAGAGAAAGUCAAAGCAAUGGAAAAGGAGAUAAAGUUUUAUGAAGGAAGCAUCGAACGGGAGCAGAGGCUCCAGGCUGAACUACAGGCCCUGUACCGAGACCUGGAGCGCUACCGAGCUGCCAGUGAGUCCAAAAGUGAAAGAAUAAAAAGCCUGACAAUGGAACUGAAAACCAAGCAAGAGGAGUUUAAAAAUGUGAAAGCUGAUUUGCAGUAUUUCCAGGAGGAGAAGGAAGCGGCCUACAAACAAUCCCAGGUGCUCAGAAGUACCUUGGAACACCAUUGCUCAACUCUGAACAAGGCUGUCUCCCUGUUCCCUUUCAUCAGAAGUGAGCUGGACAGCAUUAAAGAGGUCAUCUCCACUAACCUGGAGAACUGGGCUGCCAUGAAAGAAGAAAUUUCUCUGCAGAUAAAAACUGUGAGCAAAGAGGCUCUGACAGAAAUACCCAAAUUGAAUCAAAGAUUGGCAAAAUCCCAGAGGGAGAACGAAUGUCUGCAGGAGAAGGUCAAACACCUGACAGGGGUGGCUGACACAGUUGAGCUGAAAACCCAACAGCUCCAAACUUCCCUUCAGCAAGGGAACGAGCUCCAGAGCAGGUGCCGUGAACUGCAGAAGGAGACAUUGGAUUUAACAAAUCAAGUGGAGACAACUGGGCUGCAGCUGCAGAAGGUGACGGCCGAGCUGGACCACUACAAGAAGCUGUUAAUGAUGAAAUCAACAGAACUUGAAGUCUGUCAAAAUGAACUGAAAAAGAUGAAAUACGAAAACGGAAUUUCUGAGUCAAGGCUCACCAAGGAGCUCAAGGAAAAGGAGGAAUCUCUUCUGAUUUGCCAACAAGUCUGCAAACAUUUACAGGAGGAAGUGGCUGAGAAGGAGAGGAAAGAAGAAGACCUGAAAAGAAGAACUGGGCGAUCAGAGAGUGAACUGGAGACACUGAAAACUCUGCUGAGCCAAACAGAGGAGGAGGUGGUGAUGCUGAAACAGGAGAGGGAGCUGAUGGUGGUUUCCCACCAGACCAGGACGGAGCAGCUGCAGGAAGCGCUGAGGCAGAAGAUGAGGAGUGAGGAGACCUGGAGGGAGAAGCUGGAAAUGGAUCUGGCCAAAGGAGAGGCUCGGCAGAAAGAGGCAAUUCUAAAAGUCAAGGAGGAGGCCAGGGUGGAGCUGGACCUGGAGAGGCAGAAACAGCAGGAGCUGAUCACAAAGUACCAGCGAGACCACGAGGAGCUGCAGAAGAAGAUACCAGGUUUAAUAUCCAGUGCCACCAAGAGCUUAAGGAUGGAGACAGAAAUCCUUGAGAAGAAGCUCCAGGAUGCCCAGAUGAAACUUGCAGAGAAAGAUGGAGACAAGGAGAAAGAAAUUCAGAGCCUUAAAAGACUGAUCAGUGAACUUGAAUUUCAGCUGACGAUGGAAAAGAACAACAAUGAAUCAUUUCUGGAUAAACUGAGGAAAGAAAUGAAGCACAAGUCAGAUGAACUGGAAAAAUUAACCCAGGAGAGGACACAGCUGAUUCACAGCUUGAGUCAAGUCCAGGAGGAGGUAGGAACAUGACCCAGGAAAUGCCUGGCUAUUUUUACUUGGAGACAUGUGAUUUCUAACAUCAUUCAAAGUAUCUGUUUUUCAGACCAGAAAACCCAUUGAAAUGCAAAGAUUCCUAGAG
Messenger RNA from Manacus vitellinus (golden-collared manakin), 1799 nucleotides. It is a transcript of the gene LEKR1, whose product is annotated as leucine, glutamate and lysine rich 1. Bases 23 to 1690 code for a protein of 555 amino acids. The record is from RefSeq and is a predicted model, not a curated record. NCBI's taxonomy places the organism in Eukaryota, Metazoa, Chordata, Aves, Passeriformes, Pipridae. The transcript is spliced from 11 exons.